Molecule: messenger RNA, 1065 nt
Organism: Kalmanozyma brasiliensis GHG001
Lineage: Eukaryota; Fungi; Basidiomycota; Ustilaginomycetes; Ustilaginales
Product: K Homology domain, type 1
Exons: 1
Coding region: 1-1065 (354 amino acids)
Cellular component (GO): nucleolus; small-subunit processome
Molecular function (GO): RNA binding
Source: RefSeq, a predicted model, not a curated record
AUGGCCGACGCAACGACCUCCUCCCCGCCACCCGUCGAGGUAUCCAAGAACAAAAAGCACCGCAAAGACAAGCCGUGGGACGACGAGACCAUCGACCACUGGUCCGUCCCCAAAUUCACCGCCGACGAGAUCAAAGGUCCCUUCCUGGAAGAGUCCUCCUUCGCAACCCUCUUUCCCAAGUACCGCGAACGCUAUCUCAAAGAAGUCUGGGGACAUGUCACAUCCGCGCUCGAUAAGCACGGUAUUGCGUGCACACUCGAUCUCGUCGAGGGCAGUAUGACGGUCAAGACGACGCGUAAGACCUACGACCCAUACGUGAUCCUCAAGGCGCGCGAUAUGAUCCGUCUGCUCUCCCGCAGCGUACCAUUCCCGCAAGCGGUCAAAAUUUUGGAGGACGGCGUGGAGUGCGAUGUGAUCAAGAUCGGCAACCUGUUGCGCAACAAGGAGCGAUUCGUCAAGCGAAGACAACGAAUCAUCGGUCCCAACGGGAGCACGUUGAAAGCGAUCGAGCUGUUGACGGGGUGCUAUGUGCUAGUGCAAGGAAACACAGUCAGCGCAAUGGGUCAGUUCAAAAAUCUCAAAGAGGUGCGACGCAUCGUCAUCGACUGUCUCAAAAACGUACAUCCGAUCUACCACAUCAAGGAGCUCAUGAUCAAGCGCGAGCUGGCCAAAGAUCCCAAAUUGGCCGAGGAGAAUUGGGAACGCUUCCUGCCCAAAUUCAGAAAGCAGAACCAGAAGAAGUCGAAACCCACCACCACAGAGGAAGGAGAGGAGAAGAAGCCCAAGCAGAAGAUCAAGCCCAAGACCUACACGCCCUUCCCUCCACCCCAGCAACCCAGCAAGAUCGACCUCCAGCUCGAGAGCGGAGAGUACUUCCUCAAGCCGCGACAGAAGAAGCAGGCGGAAGAGGCGAAGAAGCUGCAGAAGCAAGCGGAACAUCGCGAGACGAGGGAAGCCGAGAGGCAGAAAGCUUUCAUCGCGCCGGUCGAGGGCGACGCGGGCAAGAAAGAGAAGCGAAAGCGCAACGACGAGAGUGGCGAGAAGAAGAGCAAGAAGGUCAAGUAG